AUGGAGGUCAUUGUGCGGUGUAGCAACACCCGCCACCGCGUGACGCUUCCCAUAGAAGCAACGGUAGAAGAUCUUCUUCUGCGAGUUCGCGACCUGACGGGGUUGAGUCCCUCGCGGCAGAUUCUGAAGAUUGGCUAUCCGCCGCAGCCUGUCGCGUUGGGAGAAGAAAGCGAGUCGCGGUCGCUUGCCGAUGCCGGAGUCAAGUCGAAGGACCUCAUCAUCGUCGAAGAGCGAAAGGAAGGGAUGCCGUUGCCUGCAGGACGCAGAGACCUGUCCAGUGUGCGCGCCGCGUCUCCCCCACCGAGCGAACGGAGCCACGAACCGCAGCAAAGGAGCGACGCGGCAAGCGCAGGGGGGGACCAGCGAACGCGACUGCUGAGAAACGGUGAGCCUUCCUUGCGCGAACAGCGCGACCGCGCGAAUUCGACGGCGGACGGCUGGAAUAGUGCCUUCUCCUCAGGUGUACGUACACCUGACUGCUCGGCGUCUGCCGCGUUAGUCCAAGCGCCGCGCCCGCCGGCCUCGCUUUCCGCGUCCACGGCAAGUGCGACUCCUUUGUCUCCGCCGCCUUUGUCGGCGUCGCGUCUGGCGGCGUCUGCAGAAGCCGGUGGAGGCACGCCAGGAAUCGCUCCGCCGGCACAUGAGACGCAAAACGGCGCGCGAGCAGGGGGGGACUUCGGCGAGGCGGCUAAGAGCGGCGUCGCGAGCGCGGCGUUCGUGGGGGAGGCGUUUCGGUGCGUCGUGCCGUCAGACAACAGUUGCUUGUUUACGUGCCUGAGCAUGCUGGCGGCGCGCGACAAGUCGCCGCAGGAUCUGCGGAACUUGGUGGCGGCUGCGAUUGAGAGCGACCCGGAGUCGUUCUCUGACGCGAUCCUGGAGCGCCCGCGCGCGGCGUACAUCCAGUGGAUCACGACGCGGACCAGUUGGGGCGGCUACGUGGAGCUCGCGAUCUUGGCGCAGGAGCUGCGGCACGAAGUGGUAGUGCUUGACAUCGAGACGAUGCGGAAGGACGUCUACGGCGACAGGCGAAGCGGACGGCGUGUGUACCUGCUCUACGACGGCGUCCACUACGACGCGGUGCUCGCGAAGCCCGUCGCAGGCGUCUUGGGCGCGUCCAUCCGAGACGUGCGAGAGGACGAGAGGCGCACGGGAGGCGCCUUCUUCUCGAUCGACAGCAGAGAACCGGAGAGCCUGUUCUGCUACCACGUCUUCGCUCCCGACGACGUCCAGACGGAGGCAAAGGUCGUCGCGCUAGCCGCGGAGCUGCACAAGCAGCGGAGCUUCGUGAGCAUGAAGCAGAUGUCGUUCCACUGCCUCGUCUGCGGGGCGGGCAUUCGCAGCCAAGAGGAGAUGCGGGAGCACGCGCGCGAAACAGGCCACGGGAACUUCGGCGAAGCUCGGCGCUAG
Messenger RNA from Besnoitia besnoiti, 1407 nucleotides. Its product is annotated as OTU family cysteine protease. NCBI's taxonomy places the organism in Eukaryota, Apicomplexa, Conoidasida, Eucoccidiorida, Sarcocystidae. The transcript has a single exon. Gene Ontology annotation, cellular component: nucleus; cytosol. Gene Ontology annotation, molecular function: cysteine-type deubiquitinase activity. The coding region runs from base 1 to 1407 and encodes 468 amino acids. The record is from RefSeq and is a predicted model, not a curated record. Gene Ontology annotation, biological process: protein deubiquitination; endoplasmic reticulum unfolded protein response.